AAGUCCAGUUUAAACAGUGUAUGAGGGAGAGAAAGGCAACAGUGCAGACAGGAGCAGGAAAGAAAGAGAUAAAGUUGCCUGGAGCUGAAGUUGGAGAGAAGUUUGUUGCUUGUUUUCCACUCAGAGCACUUUUUUGGGGGAGCAUCUGGCCCCUUCAACCAGUACAGAGAAGAGAGAAGGAUUUCAUCAAGGACAGAGUGUGAAAGGAGUCAAAGAAGGAGAAGAACAAGGGACGACCGACUGCUCCAAGACAAAUCAUCGAAGUGGAUGCUGCUUUACUCAGUAGUGUCAGGUUUCACAAAAUGAGAGACCACUUCAAGAGCACUGCUGCAGAGCUCAACCAACCAAGCAAGGAUGCCAGCUGCUAGCAUCAUGACCGGUGGGAGAGCGCUGCUGCUCUGUACAAACACAGAGAACUGCAUCUACCAGUCAGUCAACGGGCUCCAGUGCUGUGGCUUGUGGCUCGAAGACGCUCAAUCUGUCGUGUCCCAGAGGCCAGAUCUGUCCAGGGUUGUGGAAAGUCAGUUCCCCCUAACGUCCCUGGACAACAUAAAGUGCUGCCCCGGGAAGACUGACAUGCUCACCCAGAAGAGGCCGAGUGACACUGUUGAAAAUGGUUUGGGAGUCUUCAACAAGCCCCCAAGGACUCCUGCAGGGAUCAAAAGCUCUGCCAGCAUUAGGGACAAGAUAUCCCAAUGGGAGGGCAAAACGGACAGUGCUGGAGCAAAUGUACAACCAGGCAUUCAGAAAGAGAUGGAAAGUGCAAAGAAAAAGGAUAAUAAAUCCACAGAGGUACAAAGAAGAGACAGUAAAAGAGUUUUCAUUUGUGAAAGACAGGACAUUGGCAAAGAGAAUGGCAGCAAAAAUGAAGAUUUAUGUAAAAGUUCUAAGACAUGUACUAGAGAAGAAGACACAAUACUGGACAAAAAUCCAAGUGGAAAAACAACUGAGAUUGUUCAGGACAAAAAGUCUGUUUUGACACACAUAAAGAAACUUGAGCAGGCUAUGAAGGAAACACCUACAAGGCCAUCCUUGCCUGGUAAUUACUUUUGCCCACCUUCAAAAGAGAAGCAGGAGGAAGCAGAGAAAAAGGCUGCAGAACCCAUUUUUGGGACUUUGGAUGUGGUAAGGACUGUGAGUCGGCGUGACCGAAACAGAGACCCUGAGAAUGUGUACACUGAGCCAGGUGUACCCUCCAUUAACCCUCUUCCAAAACCCCAGCGUACCUUUCAGCACCACACUCAAACAAACAGCCCUAGACCUCCUCACGGUUCAGCAAAGGGGAGACGGAAUCUACCCCCUUUGCCCUCUGUACCACCUCCACCACUCCCCUCCUGCCCUCCACCUCCUGGAGUUUGUCAGAGGCCUUGGAGAGAAAGAGUCAGAGACAGUAACAUCAGGAAGUCAUAUGAGUUUGAGGAUCUGUUGCAGUCUUCAGCUGAGGGCUGUCGAGUGGAUUGGUACGCUCAGUCCAAGCUGGGCCUCACACGCACUUUAUCUGAGGAGAAUGUUUAUGAAGACAUCCUAGACCCUCCAUCAAAAGAAAACCCAUAUGAAGACAUAGAAUUGGAAAGCCGCUGUACUGAAAACAAAUGUCUUGUGGCCACGUCACCUUCACCAACUCCAGACACUCCAAAUAAGCUCUCCUCCAAGCAUGGCUUCUUUAGGCAGAAUUCAGAACGUCGCAGCUUCAAGUUAUUAGAGCUGCGAAAGGUAAACAGAGAUGCUGGUACAGCUACACCUUCAAAGAUAAGCCCACCGUCCACCCCCAGCAGUCCUGACGAUACACCCUGCCUCUCAGGAGACCCUUACAACCGAAGACGAAGGAAAAUUCCUAAGAUGGUGCUGAAGAUAAAUGGUAUCUUUGAGGCCCGCCGGGGAAAAAAGAGAAUGAAGCGGGUCUCUCAGUCGGCUGAAUCCAGCUCAGGAAGAGUGACAGAUGAGAACAGUGAAUCUGAGAGCGACACAGAAGAAAAGCUGAAAGCUCACAGUCAGAGACUGGUCUCAGUGCAGUCUAUGCUGAAGCAGACGGGACGGUACCGGACGCUCGAGAAAGACCUGAUGGACCUACAAGAAAGAAAGCUCUUUGAGUAUUUUAUAGUGGUGGCACUUCAUAAAACCAAAGCUGGGGCACCCUACCUGCCUGAGGUCACCCAGCAGUUCCCACUUAAGCUGGAGAGGAGCUUCAAGUUUAUGCGGGAGGCUGAGGACCAGUUGAAGGUCAUCCCACAGUUCUGUUUUCCUGAUGCCAAAGACUGGGCCCCUGUGGACAACUUCCCCAGUGAAACCUUCUCGUUUGUCCUGACGGGAGAGGAUGGAAGCAGAAGGUUUGGCUACUGUCGGCGUUUACUGCCCAGUGGAAAGGGAAGGCGUCUGCCUGAAGUCUACUGCAUAGUUAGCCGACUGGGCUGUUUCGACCUCUUCUCAAAGAUACUGGAUGAGGUAGAGAAGAGAAGGGCCAUAUCCCCUGCUCUGGUACAGCCCUUCAUGAGGGGCAUCAUGGAGGCUCCAUUCCCAGCUCCAGGCAGAACUAUUACUGUGAAGAACUUCCUGCCAGGUUCAGGCACUGAGGUUAUAGAGUUGUGUCGUCCCUCAGACUCGCGGCUGGAGCAUGUGGAUUUUGAGUGCCUCUUCUCCUCUUUGAAUUUGCGUCCCCUCUUAAAAGUCUUUGCCUCCUUGCUUCUGGAGCGAAGGGUCAUCUUUACAGCUGACAAGCUCAGCACAUUAUCUCAGUGUUGUCAUGCUGUGGUGGCUUUGCUGUAUCCCUUCACAUGGCAGCACACUUACAUCCCGGUGUUGCCCCCCUCCAUGAUGGACAUUGUUUGCACUCCAACUCCUUUUAUUGUUGGGCUGCUGUCCAGCUCUCUUCCUCGACUCAAGGAGCUCCCUCUAGAGGAGGUUCUGGUGGUGGACCUUGGCAAUAGUCGUUUCCUACGACAGAUGGAUGAUGAAGAUUCUAUUUUGCCCCACAAACUGCAGACUGCUUUGGAGUAUGUUUUGGAGAAAAGAAAGGAGCUGGCCUGUGAUAGAGGAGAUUAUCCUAAUGAACACUUCUCCCUGAGUGCUGUGGUGUCCGAGGCUUUUGUCCGUUUCUUUGUGGAAAUAGUCGGACACCACUCAUUCUUUAUGGGUGGCACUGAGCGGGAUGAAGAAUCCUCAGCAUCCUCCUCCUCCCCCACACCCUUGUCCUUUCAGCGCGAGGCUUUCCGCAAAGCUGUGUCCUCUAAGAGCCUGCGGCGCUUCCUGGAGGUCUUCAUGGAGACACAGAUGUUUGCUGGCUUUAUACAGGAAAGAGAGAUGAGGAGGCAGGGACUAAGAGGCUUGUUUGAGAUGAGGGCUCAGGAUUACCUGGACUCUUUGCCUGGAGCUGAAAAUCGAGGGGUCAACAAGUUUCUGAAAGGCUUAGGACACAAAAUGAAGUUUCUUUCCAAAAAGUGAAGUGUCUUCAGAUAUGGAGAGCAGUAUUAAAUCACGGACCAAACCAACUUGACAGACUGAUAAACUGUAGAAUAUACCAUAGCCCCAGUUUUGAACAAAAGAUCGUUCUUUAGUUUUAUGUCCUACCGGUAUAAAGCUUACGAUUCAUGGUGGAUUUUAAUGGUAGGUGGUUGACUGGUCACUUUUCAUGCCUACUUUCACAAAGUUUAAAUUCAUGUACAGUUUGUUUUGUUUGUUAAAAAAACUUUAAACACUCUUGUCAUUUUUGUUUAGAAUAAGUGUACAACUUCUGUAACAGGGGGCAAUAAUUUAAUUUAUAUAGUUCAGAAGAAGGCAUUUAUAUUUUUUUUUUGUAAAACUGUUGCCUGUAAACAAAAAAUCAGUUUUCACGUUGUUAUAGGCUAUUUAUCAUUAUACAUUCCAGAUUUAUUAGUAAAUACUACUGUGACUGAAUCAUGAUGUAAACAGAAAGAGACAGAAGAGAAUUGGAGAUCUGACUGGAUUAAUGGAUGGAUUGGUGGAGGUUACAACACAGUGAACUUGCUCUGGGAAUUCCAACACAAAUUGAAAAAUGUUGGAUCAUGAUGGUCAAUGUACAAUCUUUUAAUGUUUUAUUGUUUUUGUAAAGUGAAAUUUGAAAAUACCACUAGUUUUGUAUGAAGUUUGAGUAACUAAACUGUUACUGUUAAACUGUUAAGUAAAUAAACUGUUGGUCACCUUUCCAAAAAUAA
Messenger RNA from Trichomycterus rosablanca, 4169 nucleotides. Its product is annotated as DENN domain-containing protein 2A. NCBI's taxonomy places the organism in Eukaryota, Metazoa, Chordata, Actinopteri, Siluriformes, Trichomycteridae. Gene Ontology annotation, biological process: retrograde transport, endosome to Golgi. Gene Ontology annotation, cellular component: actin cytoskeleton. The record is from RefSeq and is a predicted model, not a curated record. The coding region runs from base 355 to 3438 and encodes 1027 amino acids. The transcript is spliced from 20 exons.